AUGGCAGUAGUUGAGAUGAUUCUCGAAGACAAAGAACAACAACCAAAUGAUGAUCAUCACAAGCCUUAUGAAGUGGUGUUAGACAAUGACUCUUCCCUUGCAUCGGAAGGCUAUUCGAGUCAUUCAACUGCUCAAUUGCUUGUUUAUAAACAAUUCUCUGUGGGGAGAAGAGCAGAUGAUGAUGAUGGAGAGCAAGGAUUGGCCGAUGAUGAAUUGUGUUACAUCUUUGCAUUCCUUUCCAAUGACAUUGCUUCAUUGAUUAAAGUUUCAAUGAGUUGUAAACAUUUCCGAUAUUUGGCUGUGGAGAGAUUGUUCAUUGAUCAGGGACUUUUGGCUAAUAUGCUUCUCCAUUCUGUAAAUAAUCAAUUGUAUAUUAGACAAGUCAUUUUGAAACAUGUCACAACUGAGAAGGGUAAAGUGAAUGAUUUGAGUUUGAUAAAGGCAGACGAACAGAUAUUUGGCAGUUGUAUUGCCAAUUGUUCAACGUCCACGAUAACGAGGGUAGACUCUGAAGAGCAAGCUGAUUUAUUGAAUACUUGUAUUGAUAGUUUGCUAUUGAAUUAUUUGAAUAAUGUAAAGAAGAAUCCAUACAAGUUGGUGUAUGUGGAGGUAUUUGAUAGUUAUUGGAGAUCAGUAAUUGAUUUGGCUCGAAAUUGUAAAAAUGAUGAAAAGGACAAUGAGAAAUUGUAUUGUGCAUUCAGAAACUUUAUGAAGAAUUUAGUUCAAUUUCAGAGCUAUUCAUCAAAGUUUGAACUCGAUAGAAGGUGGGGAUUAUCAACUUCCAAUCUGAUUAUUCAAGAUUUGCUCAUCAAGACAUUGUACGGGUUGUACAUUAUCACCCUAAUAGCCAUCAUUGUAUUUCUAUUGUUUCCCAAUCAAGUUUUAGAAUCCAUGACUUUGCUUUUUCUGUUUUGUGUAACAAUGGGCGUCACUUUUACAUUGAGCUCAAUUUCAGGUCACUUUUAUUUAUUCUCAAUGCUGUAUUGGAUUUAUAAGGGAUCGAGGGAUAUUUCUAGAAUUGACAGUGUUUGCAAUAACUUGUUUACAACACCCAUUCAGGACAAAAUUCCAACAUUUGAUCCAAUUAUUAGUCAACAUGCAAGGGCUCUUAUUGGGCACUUUAGAUACGCAAGAUCCUACUUUAUUUAUUACUAUCACAUAUUAAUGAGAACUCAAGUGAAGAGAAUGGUCCGAGAAAUUUGUGUGCAUAAUGGAAUUCGAGAAGAAUUCAUGGUUCGAUUCGAGAAUAUUUGUAAUGAAUCUUGGUGGAAUGAUUUGAAUGAUUUAACAGAUGACAUUUUAUCCACAAGAUUUCUCUUCACUGUUUUAGAUAUAAUUCCAAUGGUUUCUAUCUGUCUAUGGAUUGCCAAUUCAUCUCUAAAGAGCUUUUUGGGAGAGGAAGCAUUACACGUGAUUGGAUUUUUAAUAUUGAACAUUUCACUCUUAAUUUCAUCUGUGGAAUUAUUCGACAUUGUUCGUUCCUAUAUUCUCACAAACAAUAUUACCAUCCAUUAUAGUAGUUCAAAUCCAGAACGAGGCAAAUACGUGCAAAAACAGAGAAAGAAGGAACAAGCCAUGAUUCAAUGGAAGGACAAUUUCAUUAAACAAUCGUGUAAUCUUUUAUCAACAAAAAGAUUCUUUUCCACUUCAUCACUCCUCCAACAACAAUCAAAGAAUGAUGAUCCAUUGCAAUUUGGUCUCGGAAAGGAAGUGAUUGAAAAGCUUCCUCCUUACUUUGUAGAUUUUCACAGAGGAAUAGCAAAUGAUCCGGAGAAGAGUAUUGCCACAGGUAGUUUACAAGUCAUCAGAGGUGAAACAUUUAUUUCACAAUUAUUUGCCACUCUUGGAGGUCUUCCAAAGGAGAAUGAAGGAGCUCAAGUGAUUGUGAAAAUUGAAGAUAAUUAUUGGAAGAGAACAUUUGAUGGAGAAGCAUUGACUUCAAAAUGGUCGAUAAAGGAUGAUUUGGUCAUUGAAAGUUUUGGAAUAUUUUCAUUUGGAUUUAAAUUAGUUCCCAUUUAUAGGAAUGAUUUGGAAGGUUAUGAAAAUGCACCAUAUGAAAUUGUUGGAUUUGAACAUCAAUUCAAAAAGAUGUAUCUCUUUGGAUUCAUUCCAUUACCUCGCUUACUUUCCAUUGAUCCUAGUGGUCACUCCAUUUGUGUUUUUGAUAAGAAUUCACGUCCAACAAAUUCAUGGUACGUGGAGGUGAAUAUUAAGAAUCCAAUUAUUGGACACUUGUGUUCCUAUAUUGGAGUAAUGUCGAUUAAUUCAAAGUUGUAA
Naegleria gruberi is the source of this 2277-nucleotide messenger RNA. RefSeq lists its product as uncharacterized. Bases 1 to 2277 code for a protein of 758 amino acids. The transcript has 2 exons. NCBI's taxonomy places the organism in Eukaryota, Heterolobosea, Eutetramitea, Acrasida, Naegleriidae. The record is from RefSeq and is a predicted model, not a curated record.